Molecule: messenger RNA, 1341 nt
Organism: Oppiella nova
Lineage: Eukaryota; Metazoa; Arthropoda; Arachnida; Sarcoptiformes; Oppiidae
Source: the annotation of a GenBank genome assembly
AAACUGUGUUUUGUAUACAAAACCACACUUUGAUUGCCACUAACUCUUGAGAUAAUCACCGAAAACCGCGUCCGCAAGACAUAAGUGAUGGUUGAUUACGAGCGCCAGAAUCUGCCGGAACUGCUUCAGGCCUACUAUCGGCUACUGUUUCCGCACAAACUCUUUCAUCGGUGGCUUUCGUACGACAAUGAAAACGGAUACUUCGAGAGGCGGGAGUUCUCGUUCACUCUGGCGGGCGAUAUAUACGUGAGGUAUCAGUCUUUCGGUGACAGUCUGGAGAUGGAGAGAGCGAUCGUGUCUCGAUGUCCCGAGAAGAUAGACAUCGGAGCCGUGUAUAACAUACGGCCCAAAGAGUCCAAAAGCGUGGGUUUAGUGGCCUUUAAGGCCGAACACCGGGAACUGGUGUUUGACAUCGAUAUGACUGAUUACGACGACGUGCGCACGUGCUGUAAGGGCGCCGACAUAUGUCCCAAAUGCUGGCCUUUUAUGAUAAUCGCCGCCAAAAUCCUAAACCGUGCGCUUCGCGAGGACUUUGGUUUCCAACACUUACUGUGGGUUUAUUCGGGCCGAAGAGGUAUCCACUGUUGGGUCGCCGACCGGAGGGCCCGCAAACUGGGCGGCGACGCGCGCGCCGCUAUCGUCGAGUACUUGAGUGUCAUAGAGGGCGGAGGGUUUAAGGACAAGAAAGUGUCUUUCGAUGGCACCCAUAGUCUUCAUCCGAGUAUUGUGUCCGCUCUCAAGACAAUCGACCGCUACUUCGAUUCGGUGGUUCUCGACAAACAGAAACCUCUGGAAACGCCGCAACAGAUGAACGCAAUCGUCGAUCUCUGCCCGGAUUCGGCGCUUAAGGAGCAGCUGAAGACAGCGCUUCUCAAUCCGAAGCUAAAGGACUCGACCGACCGAUGGGACCAAUUGGUGACCAUCUGUGGCGGCUAUUUCGACAAACUAAGCAAACAAAAGGCGUUCACUAAACUCAAAAAUCGUCACUUUGUCGACGAAUUGAAGCUCCAGUUGUGUUACCCACGGCUCGACAUAAAUGUGACAAAAGGUUUGAACCAUUUAUUGAAGACUCCGUUCUCUGUGCACCCGAAGACGGGCCGAAUCUGUGUCCCCAUUGACUUCAAUGAAAUGGAUUCGUUUGAUCCGUUCAAAGUACCCAACAUUAGCUCACUUUGUCAUCAAAUCGAUGACAAAAGCAGAUCAGACGCACCCAAUGAACGGUCCUAUGAGAAGACAGAUCUGCAUAAAUCGGUGAAAAUUUUUCAAAACUUUAUACAAAACAUCGAAAAAGAAAUUAAAUUAUUGAAGAUUAAGGAUAGCGACGAUAAAAUGGAUUUUUAA